AUGGCUGCUCUGGUGCUUUCACUUCUCCUUCUAGCCAUGGCUGGCCAUUCUAAUGCCGCAUGGUGUGUGUGCAGAACAGGACUGAGUGAUACAGUGCUACAAGAAACACUAGACUAUGCCUGUGGAAAUGGAGCAGACUGUAAUCCCACUCACCCAAAAGCACCUUGCUUUAACCCUGACAAUGUUAGGUCCCAUUGCAACUAUGCAGUCAAUAGCUUCUUCCAAAAGAAGGGUCAAUCUCCUGGCACUUGUAACUUCAGUGGCACUGCCACUCCAACUAACUCCGAUCCAAGUUAUUCAGGAUGUACCUUUCCUACUAGUGCCAGCGGCUCCGGUGGCAGCACCACAGUGACACCUGGCACAACCAAUCCAAAAGGCAGCUCAACCACAACCACACUUCCUGGUGGCAACAGUCCUUAUUCAGGAACCAAUGGAGUUUUUGGAAAUGGCACCGGAGUCAACGGAGGGACAGGGAUUAACCCGGACUACACGACGGAUAAUGGCGCGUUUGCCCUCAAGAACUCAAGCAAAUUGUUCAUCUGCCUUCUCUUGAUCGCUUCGAGUGGAUUCUAUUAUUUCCUGAUGCUCUAA
Molecule: messenger RNA, 591 nt
Organism: Microthlaspi erraticum
Lineage: Eukaryota; Viridiplantae; Streptophyta; Magnoliopsida; Brassicales; Brassicaceae
Source: the annotation of a GenBank genome assembly